This is a messenger RNA of Brachypodium distachyon (stiff brome), 2767 nucleotides long. Its product is annotated as DUF724 domain-containing protein 3. The record is from RefSeq and is a predicted model, not a curated record. The transcript is spliced from 4 exons. Bases 64 to 2571 code for a protein of 835 amino acids. Lineage: Eukaryota; Viridiplantae; Streptophyta; Magnoliopsida; Poales; Poaceae.
CAGUUCCGAGGACCCCUGUGACCGCCCCAAACCCCGGCACGCAAAACCCCUGUUCAGCCAAAAAUGCCCAGCCCCUCGCCGAAGCAAACCGGCCGCCGCCGAAGCCGCAGCCGAGGCUGGAGCAGCUCGCCGAAGGACUCCUCCCGGCGGCCGCCGCAGUCCCCGGGGCCUUCCUCUCCGCAGCCCCUCGCUCAGCUGCCGCCCCUGCCCCCUGGCACGGAGGUCGAGGUCCGCGUCGACGACGACGGCUUCCACGGCUCCUGGUUCGAGGCCACCGUCGAAGCCUUCGUCCCGGCGCAGCGCCGCGGCUCCCGGCCCCGCUGCACCGUGGCCUACACCCACCUCCCCCCAGACCACCCCGACGCCGCCACCACCCUCGUCGAGCUCUCCCACAUCCGCCCCCGCCCCCCGCUCUCCUCCCCCGAGGCGGAGCCUUUCCGCCUCCACGAAAUCGUCGAGGCGUUUCACGAGGACGGCUGGCGUUCCGGCAUCGUCCUCGCCACUGGCCCUCUCGCCGUCGCCUUCCCCAUCACCCGCGAGGUGGUCGCCUUCCAGGAGCCCCACCACGUCCGCCCCCGCCGCGACUACGUUGACGGCCAGUGGGCCCCGUCGCAGGCCGCGGUUGCCGUGCAGCCGAAGCGCGCGGCCAGGGUCUACGCCGUCGGGGAGAAGGUGGAGGUGGUGAGGGAUCGGGAGUUGUAUGGCGUCUCGUGGUACCCCGCCACGGUGGCGAAGGCCAUCGAUACGCUGAGCUACCUGGUGGAGUACUUGGAUCUGAAGGACGAGAAGGGCACGGGAAUGCUGACGGAGUACCUGCAUUACCGGUUCAUCAGGCCGGCUGUGAGGUGGGAGGGCGGGUUCUGGCUCGGGCCCGGUGCUGCGGUGGAGGCGUAUCGUGAAGGGGCGUGGUCAGCAGGGGUGGUGCGCAGGCAUGUUGGUGAGAGCAAGUAUGAGAUUAGCAUCGAUGGGAAGGAGGCAGAGUUGCUGCUGACGACGGUGCAGGAGUUGCUGAAACCUCAGUACAAUUGGAAUGGCAAAUAUUGGAACAUUGUCAGAGCUAAGAGAAAAGGUAAUGAGCGGCAAUCCAUAUCUGGAGAACACCCAAGCUCAUCUGUUGAGGUGGCAUCCAAUGAUGAUGAACAUAAGCAUCAUACUGAAUCUUCGAGCACAAAAAGGUCAAGAAUAGAACUGAUGGAGAAAACCCCCGAAGAGUUAACUGAUGGUUCUAAAAAUGCGCCAGAGUGUGAGAUGAACAGAACUUUAUCUGUGUUACGGAAGUCAUCAGCAAGUAGUUCUUUACCAUCUGGAAGGAAUAACUUUCGAGUGCUUCCACAGAGGAUAGUGAGUUCCUGUACAGUACCAAUGAAGGGUAAACCUCAUAACAGAUCUAGAGCAGAUGUUAUACCAAUGAAGGGUCUUGGGCUUCAUCAUGCUUCCUCAGAAAAUCCAAAACCUCAUAACAGAUCUAGAGCAGAUGUUAUUGGGGAAGUAAAUCAUGAAAUCCUGUCUGAGAUGUUGCGUUCUGAUGGUCAGCUUAAUACACGUGGAACAAGUGCUGAUGAAGCCCAUGAUAUGCUUCCGACUGCAGGAUUAAUAGAACAGAAAAUGGAUUCAAAUUGCAUAAAUAAUGCUGCCCAACAGAUGGAAAUUCAUGAAAUGCACCCUAUUCAAGCACUUAGGGGAAACAGUGACGACAAUGAUAAUAGACAGUUGGAGAGGAGAGGACAUGGUACGGUGCACGUAAAUGAAGUAACAAUUCAAAGGAUUCAAGAACCCAUUGAAUCAAUAUGUGGUGGACAAGAUUUUCAAGAUGGGGAAAGAGUGGAUGAGAGACCGACUGAACCGCAUGUCCAGAAUGCUGCGAGUUCACAUUGCACCAUUGGCAACACUCCAUUUAGGAGCUGCUCAGUUUCUGGGAGCUCUCUGAACUUAACCUUGGGUUCACAUCAAAUUGAGCAUGUUUCACAUCAAAUUGAGCAUGUUUCAAUCACGAAGACCUCAUGCUGGUGGGAUCUGUGCCGGGAUAUACAACAGCAACCCCAUUUCCUUCCGCUUCAGGAAUUUGUGCCAGAAUUGCGUGAAGGAAUGGCUUUAGGUUUAAUGGUGGCGUAUGUCAGCUUAGUUGACAGUAUAAAAAAAUCCUGCAUAGAAGAUAGCAUUGCAUCAUUUGAAGGGAAGAUUAGUGCCCUUGCCUAUUUAGAAAGAAAUGGAUUUGACGUUAAAUUUCUGCAGCUUAGCCUGGACAGAUUGCUUCAGAUGAAACGUAAUCAUGCUAAGCAUCUUGAACGUGUGGACAAGUUAAAAGAGCUGUUGCCUGAGAAGGAGUCUAUCAUGUCUGGAAAGUAUGUUUUGCUUCGUGAAAAGGAAGAAGCUAUAUGUCAACUUCAGCAAAAACUUGAGUGCCUACAUGGUGAAGUUGAGCAGAUUGCAAAAGAGGCAAAAGAUGAAGAUGCAGAGAUCUCUAGGCUGAAAGAGGAUGUUAAUAUCACUUUGCAAGAACGUGAUGACGUUGUACUGCGAUUUCAGAGUGUUCAAGCCGAGUUGUGUUCAACACUGCAUAUAUCUGACUGAUCUGAUCUUCAGGGAUCGCUUUAAUUUCUAGUUUGUUAUUCUUAUAACUUGUGCCACGGGGUGUUAUGGCCUCCAAUUAUGUUUUAUUAGAGCAUGAUCUGACUGAACUUUCUGUUGUCUUUUGCUACCUAUUAUGCAUCUAGCAGAUGCAAAUGCUAAUGAUAAAUGACCAUGGAUCUUGAGUUUGCUGCUGCAA